ACCAGAAAGUCAUUGUGGACUGAAGGGAGGCUGGAUCGCGUUCAUCAGCUGUGCGCUCCGGGUCUCUGUCUGCUCCUGCUGUCAGCUUUUCACAGGCAGAGAAGCGUAUAUUAUUAUUCGCUGAGGGAAAACCACAUUUUGCAUGCGGCGUUAUCGGCUCUGCAGGCCCACAGAAGCACGGGAAGACUGGAGGAAUAAAGUUUGGGGAGCGCACGGGUCUUUUGGAGUUGAAUGUGUGAGCCCAGUCCACCUGCUUUACAUCCCCAUGCCAAGGGCAAUGUGACCAUGGUUGGUGUUGGUAUCAAGCUUGAAGAGGACGAGUCAGGUGGUCGAUUAGUCAACCGGGAAUCCCAGCAGUCAUCUCCGCUAUCCGAUUGGUCAGCUCGACUGCCCUCCGACAGAGAUGACUCCGAGAAGUCAGCUAAUGUUCAUGCACAAUCUCCUUUGGAGCGUUCUCCGAGUAAAGACCUGCUACUGUCACACUCGCCUGCUAGUCAAGAUGGAGGCAGCAGAGCCCAUGAUAAGAUUGAGAGCAAACCUAAUGUCAAUGAGGUGAUGCCCACAAUUGAAAAGCUUCUGAAUACAGACUGGAAAGAAAAGUUCCUUGGGAAGGGUCUUCAAGGCAAUGUCAACCUAAAAGGAACCCCAGACAGUUUGGCAGAGAAGGAGCUUCAGUUGUUGUUGAUGAUAAACCAGCUCUCUGGUCUGCGAGAGCAGCUGUUAGGAGCUCAUUCGGAGCAGAGAAACAUGGCAGCUCUUCUGCUGGAGAAACAGCAGCAACAGAUGGAACUGGCAAGACAGCAGCAAGAACAGAUUGCAAAGCAGCAGCAGCAGCUCAUACAGCAGCAACAUAAAAUCAACUUACUGCAGCAGCAGAUUCAGCAGGUAAACAUGCCCUAUGUUAUGAUCCCUGCCUUUCACCCCAAUGCCCAGCCAUUACCGGUCACCUCUGAAGCCCAGAUGGGUUUACCUCUGCAGCCCAUUCCCUGCAAACCAGUGGAAUACCCCAUGCAAUUGCUGCCCAAUCCACACUCCACCCCUGUCAAAAGGUCCAGUGGUACAGUCUAUCGCCAGGACACCAGCCAACCUCUCAACCUCACCGCUAAACCGAAGACCCCAAGUCCCCAGGCUCUGGAGCUGGCACACUUGCAGUCAGGGUACCGACCCAGAGAUUUGCAGCCAAGCCCUCCUCGAUCUGCCCUCAGCCUGAGCUUCUUGGGAGAGGGUGAUGUUGUGACACAAGCCAUUCAUGAUGCCCAGCAGCUGUUGCGUGGAGGACAGGGCUCAACGGGCCGAGAGAGGGACAACAACACAAGGCUGGAGGCAUCUCGAGACCGGAUGGAUGAUGGACAUAGUCGGACAAAUGAGGACCACCACAGCAGUGAUUCUGAAGGGCAGAUGGCAAUCUCUGGGGUGGGUAGCUUUGGUGAAUCCCGAACUCCCUCCUCUGGCCACAUCAAACGUCCCAUGAACGCCUUCAUGGUGUGGGCCAAAGACGAAAGGCGACGCAUCCUGCAGGCGUUCCCUGACAUGCACAACUCCAGUAUCAGCAAGAUCCUUGGUUCCCGGUGGAAGUCCAUGUCCAAUCAGGAGAAGCAGCCGUACUAUGAAGAGCAGGCCAGAUUGAGUCGGCAACACCUGGAACGUUACCCAGAUUACAAAUACAAACCAAGGCCAAAGCGCACCUGUAUUGUAGAGGGCAGACGACUGCGGGUGGGAGAGUACAAGGCCAUGAUGAAGAGCCGAAGACAGGAGCAACGAGUAUCAUACCCUCCAAGUCAAUCAGAGCAGCAGCUGUCAUACCCACCCAGUGAAGGACAGUACCCAACCACACCUGUGUCCAUGAGCACCCUGCCCCUGCACCCUGCCCUCCUGGAGCACUACCUGCCACGGGGUCUGGAGCCUCCGCAGGGUCGAGUCAGCGAUACGAGGGAGAGCGCCAGGCCAAGACAACCCUACAGCGAAGGAGAAGAGAGCGACACUGGAGAACGCAGUGAAGGAGAGCUCGUCGUCCUCACCGACUGAGAAGAAACAACAGAAAAACCAUUGGAGGACAGAUUGUGAAAUAAUAACGGUGGUGUCCAAAUAAUGGUGUAGCUCAGUGUUUUCCAGUCCAGUUAUGAAGCUGCCCUUUCAAGCAGGUUUCAACCCUACCAGAUUGGUCAUUUUAAGAUUGUAAGGAAGACAGAAGACACGUAUAGAGCUUAAUUUUGGGCAUUUUUAGACCAGGCAUCUAUGAAAUGU
This is a messenger RNA of Danio aesculapii, 2244 nucleotides long. RefSeq names its product transcription factor SOX-13-like. The coding region runs from base 232 to 2025 and encodes 597 amino acids. Gene Ontology annotation, molecular function: RNA polymerase II cis-regulatory region sequence-specific DNA binding; DNA-binding transcription factor activity, RNA polymerase II-specific. The transcript is spliced from 14 exons. Gene Ontology annotation, biological process: regulation of transcription by RNA polymerase II; cell fate commitment. The record is from RefSeq and is a predicted model, not a curated record. Gene Ontology annotation, cellular component: nucleus. Lineage: Eukaryota; Metazoa; Chordata; Actinopteri; Cypriniformes; Danionidae.